UUGUCUAUGGCGGAACGGAAUCUAACCUAAAAAAAUACUAAUGGUUGAUAAUAAAUAUUGUUAAAUAUUAAUUAUAUCACUUCUCAUUAUUAAACGACGUAUACACUUAUAAAGCGACAUGAAUCAAGCAGAAGUAUCAAAAUUGGUCUCCAAACUUCGCGUGAAAGUAUUACCAAGACAUCGGAAUCUUCCAGGUCCAAAGGGUCCCGAAGGAAGAAUAGAUAAAUUGCGUAAAACAGUAACAGGUCUAAUAAAAUUUGAAAGAAUUGAAUUAAACUAUAACAGAGCUGAUGAAGCUCGCCAAUAUGCGGAAAGACUCAUAUCUGAAGCCAUAUGCCAUGGCGACUGCCACAAACCAACGAUGGAUACAGCAGACUUUUGGCUCCUUGAAAAAGAACUUGUACAUAAACUGUUCAAAGUAUUAGUACCAAGAUAUGAAAACACAAAAUUAUCUUACACAAGACUCUAUAAUGCACCAAAACCUCAAUAUGGUCGUUCAAUAGAAAAAGCAGUUUUAGAGUUGCGAGGAAACCCCUAUCCCGACCUACUAAAUAACAAGUCUAACAAUAAACUGUUGAUUCAAAAUGUUUUACUUGAUGCAGCAAAAAAUGAAUACAGACAAACAAAAAUUGCUGAGAUGGCUAAAAAUAUUGGAAAAAAAGAAGGUGUCACACAAAAUAGAGACACUAAAACAAAUGAGGCCCCUGAAAAACCUAACAUCAGCUAAAUUAUUGUAAAUAAUAAAUUUAUGUUAAG
Messenger RNA from Spodoptera exigua (beet armyworm), 756 nucleotides. The record is from the annotation of a GenBank genome assembly. NCBI's taxonomy places the organism in Eukaryota, Metazoa, Arthropoda, Insecta, Lepidoptera, Noctuidae.